Balaenoptera musculus (blue whale) is the source of this 2057-nucleotide messenger RNA. It is a transcript of the gene NECAP2, whose product is annotated as NECAP endocytosis associated 2. The transcript is spliced from 7 exons. The coding region runs from base 29 to 853 and encodes 274 amino acids. NCBI's taxonomy places the organism in Eukaryota, Metazoa, Chordata, Mammalia, Artiodactyla, Balaenopteridae. The record is from RefSeq and is a predicted model, not a curated record. Gene Ontology annotation, biological process: endocytosis. Gene Ontology annotation, cellular component: clathrin vesicle coat; membrane.
GGAAGUCCGGCGGGCUCCGGACGUCGAGAUGGAGGAGGGCGAGUACGAGUCUGUUCUGUGUGUCAAGCCAGAGGUCCACGUCUACCGCAUCCCGCCGCGGGCCACCAACCGUGGUUACAGGGCUGCGGAAUGGCAGCUGGACCAGCCAUCGUGGAGUGGCCGGCUGCGGAUCACUGCAAAAGGGCAGGUGGCCUACAUCAAGCUGGAGGACAGGACCUCAGGGGAGCUCUUUGCUCAGGCCCCAGUGGAUCAGUUUCCAGGCACAGCUGUGGAGAGCGUGAUGGAUUCCAGCAGGUACUUCGUUAUCCGCAUCGAAGAUGGAAACGGGCGACGGGCGUUUAUUGGAAUUGGCUUCGGGGACCGAGGUGAUGCCUUUGACUUCAAUGUUGCCUUGCAGGACCAUUUCAAGUGGGUGAAACAGCAGUGUGAAUUUGCAAAACAAGCCGAGAACCCAGAUCAAGGUCCCAAAUUGGACCUAAGCUUCAAGGAGGGCCAGACUAUCAAGCUCAACAUUGCAAACAUGAAGAAGAAGGAAGGAGCAGCUGGGACUCCCCGAGCCCGGCCCGCCAGCACAGGAGGACUGAGCCUGCUUCCCCCUCCCCCAGGGGGGAAAACCUCCACCCUGAUCCCUCCCCCUGGGGAGCAGUUGUCUGUGGGGGCGUCCAUCGUCCAGCCAGCAGUUGCUCCCAGUUCAGGUCGACCUCCAGCCAGACUCAGCCAGGCACAGGCUGGGUCCAGUUCUGACCUGAGCGCAACUCUUUUUCCUCAUACAACUUCCGGAAAGGAGCUGCCUCGUCUGGGCGGAAGGAAGGAGGAUGAAGCACUCCCUGGCCAGCCUCUGUUUGGAGCAUGACUCUCUCCUCUCCUCUUCCUUGCCUGGACUCUCCUGACAGACUGGGCGUGUUAGGCAGUAAAUUGGCACCAUGUCACACUGUUUCCUGGGAUUCGAGUGUGCAGCCAGAACACAGGAGAAGAGUUCCAGGAUCCCUAUCCCUGUCUGUCCUCUUGACAUGAGAGAGACUCUGAGACUUCUUCCAUCACGAAGACUCGUAUUAAACACAAGCCCCUGAAGCAAAAGAAGGGGUCGAGUGUGCUGCCUGGAUUCAGAUCAGCCCUUCUCGGGGGGCGGGUUACAGGUGUCACGUGAUCACUGUCUGGAGGGGGGCUUUCCUCACUCCCAUUGGCUGUAGCCAUUCCAGUCAGGUGCCUUAAGAGGAGGGAUUCCUUCCUGAUUUCUAGCAGGUUAUAGGCUGCAGCUUGAACAGAUAAUCAGGAGGGAAAUCAAGAGUAUUAACCAGACUUUUAAGAUUUUUUUGAUACUCGCUUUGCUGACAUGCUGAUCUGCACUAACUCAUUGUCUUUGCAAAAGGCUUGCUCCUGUAGUCUGUGCCCGCAGGGGCCUCUGAAAGCAUUCCUCACUGUCAGUCGCAGGAGCUGCUCCGAGCCCCAGGAAGCAGUGUUCAUCUCGGCUAUGGGGCCUGGUUUCCGUGUUUGCCAGGCCGGGCAGGCGCUGGAAACCAGGUGUGACAGUGUUUGGGCUGGAAAGUGGCAGCUGUUCUCACAUAGGUGGGGCUUUGGCCUUCCCGUUCGCUGGCAGCUCUCCGGGCUCACAGCGCAGUUCCUGGCGGACUUGGGUUUUCUCCUGGGUGGUUUCUGAAGUGCCUUGUCUGCAGACAACCUCUUACUUUCUUUCCUCCUUCAGGGACUGUACAUGACAGACAGGAGUUCUGAAGCAACUGGAAGUCUAGGGUUGCCUGGUUUAUAAGAAAUAAUUUUAUAAGAAAUAAUUUUAUCUGAGCACACCUCUAAAAUUGCUUUUAUCGACAUACGUUACCUCUUAAUUGAAAGAUUUCCUUUUUGAAGGGUCAAGAUGAUGAACUGAAAAAAAGUGUUGGCCUCUUUGUGGGACCAGAUUUCUAAGAUAAAAAAUAAAUAUUUCUACUCUGUCAGUGUACGUCAAAGAUGGAAGUGUUUUUGGCGGCAUGGCUGCCAAACCCUCCAGGAUGCCUCAGCCACCUCUCGCCACUGAGCGUUUGUCCAGACUUGAAAGUCUGGGG